UCAAAGGUUGUAUCCACUAUUAUGACGAUUAUGACUGCAACCAUUGAAAAGUGAGAAUUAUGUGUAAUGUGGUUACGCUGGAAUCUGUUAGAGAAUUUAGGGUUAUAACACUUGAAGUAUUGAUAUAGACGUAGAAAUUAUUGGAAACUGUGGAUAUCAAUACAGGUCUUUGAAGAGGAGAAGCACUUUUCCUUCCUCUCAUGAAGGUCUGGUGAUUUGCAGCUGCUCUUGAACUGAAGUGACAUCAGAAUGUCACAUCUGAUGAGACCACCUGAGUCCCGUGAACCUAAUUACUCCAAUCCUAGGUUCCUGCCCCCAAGUGUGAGACUUCCAAUGCAGUCUCCUCCUGCAGGCCAUGCAGUACCAGCAAGUUGCUUCCCGCCAAGUUUCCAGUACCCACAGAACAUGGUUUCAAACUGCGUUCCACCCAUGAUGCCAUCUUCACUUCCAUGUCCAAAUCCAAUGUCAUUUCCUCCACCACCUUUUCGUCCUCAAGGACCCAGAGCAACACCACCCCAACCAGUACCAUUGUACAACAAAGCCUCAGCUUCUUACAGUCAACUUUAUAAUGUUCCCCCUUCAUACUCGAGCCCACGCUCUGAAACCCCCUCACAAGUCUAUGUCCCACCAUAUCCACCUCCACCAGUGGCAACAGCCUCCUUCAGUGAACGUCCAUCAGCUCCAUACUCCAUGGAUCAUGUUCCUACAGAACAUCAUAAUUCCUUCCAGCUAUCCAGUGAUCCGUGGCACAGUAAUGUUGUGGCCACAUUGCCCAGCGUUGCUCGCAGCAUACCAAACCAUUACCAAGAAGGGAAACCAGAGGCUGUGACAACCUGUGGAGGCAGUACCUUGAAGCCAGCAGACUUCUUGGAAGCCCCUUCACACAAUAGAGACGAAUAUCCAAGGUGCCUACCACAAGGAAUACCCGCGGAUAUGAAUGAUGAAAUCGUGAAUUCACAAUACAAGGACAAAGACAAGAGGAGGUCUGAUGACAGGAGUGUCUCUAGGAGUAGCUAUGACUGUAGGAGGAAUCCUAGCCAUCCUAAAUAUGACACACAGCAUUGGGAUCGCUUUGGAAGACGGAGAAGUCGAAGCCCACUUCAUCGGAGGCGAACCAGAAGCCCAUCUAAUGAAAGGAGACAUUCUAGAGACAGUUCUAGAAGUUCAGACCAAAGGCGUUAUACAAGAGAUAGUAAGAGGUCCAGGUUCUGCAGUUCCAGGGACAGAGCAAGCAGGAGCCCUGAAAGGAGAAGACAAUCUGAAGUUGGUGAUAAUGAGGUUUCUCUGAAUGUAGAACUAGAAUCUCCUAGGAACUCAAGAUGUUCCAAUAGUCCUGACUUGUUGAGGUCUCAUAGUCGAGCAAGUUUUAAGCAGACCUCACGCAGUCCUGAUUACAGGUCCCUUGCCAGUUCACGGAAGAGUAGCCGAUCAUUUAGUCCAGAGUCGUUAAAUUUGAAGAGUGGUAGAAAUUCUUACAUUAGUAAUUCACGCAAAGAGAAGGCUGCUACUACAGAGCGGGAGCUACUGCUAGAGAAGUGGAGAAUGAACUAUUGUGCAAACACUGCUGAGAUGCAGAAGAAACUGGAAGAGCUGGCCAAAAUGAAACCAGAAGAAAUAGUGGAACAUGAGAAGAAAGUGUGGACACGGACAGCGCCAGCUGACCUGUACUAUGCACGGGAUGAGAAAAACCACAAGGUGAUGAAAGCGACACCAAGGCUUCUUGCUUUGUGUGAGAGGUUCCACGAUGAGCUGGUAUCAAGAGCUGAGAAGGUGCGAACUGCCAGGCCAAAGUAUGAGCCACCCCCUCGCAAAAACAGAAUGCGUCUUGCCAAACAUAAAUCUGAAAUGUGCAGUUCAAGUGACAGUUCAAGUGAGGAGAGUUCAACUGAUGAGGAAGAUUGCACAAUGGAGGAACUGGAGAGGAAGCGGCUGCAUCCGUACCGCCUCCAUCCAGAAAUGUGGUACAAUGACUCUGGGGAGAUGAAUGAUGGUCCACUCUGUUGCUGCAGUGCCAAAGCAAGGAGGUACGGCAUCCGCCACGGGAUCUACGCUGGAGAGGGUCACCUUCCAAAAUGUAAUCCAGACACCAAUAAUGCUGACCGCCUAUACCAUUACCGCAUAACCAUCUCUCCCCCUACAAAUUUCCUUACCAAGAUACCAACGAUUAUCAAACAUGAUGAACAUGAAUUCAUAUUCGAAGGAUUCUCCAUGUUCUCACACUUUCCCCUGGACAAGCUGCCGACAUGUAAAGUGAUCCGCUUCAAUAUAGAAUACACCAUCUUGUACAUAGAUGAGAAACUGCCAGAGAAUUUCACCAUUCGAGAACUGGAUUUGUUCUAUGACUAUCUAUUCUGUGAACUGCUAGAACUUGUGGACCUAGACUUCAAAGCUCACAAUGACUCCACUGGCUGUUCACUGUUCCACUUCAUGCCUCGGUUUGUUCGGGAUCUUGCAGAUAAUGGGAAGGAGAUACUGUCAAUGAAUGAGGUGAUGUACUAUCUGAUAGUGAACAGCAACCCCCUUAUUGAACAGGUGAAACUUAAAGAUCUUCUGGCCAUGCCCCAAUUCAAGUGGCAGAACUUUGCAGAUGAAGUAAAAGGGAUGGUGGUGACGUACCCUGGCAUGAAGCCAUGCUCCGUUCGAGUGGAUCAGCUGGACCGUGAACAGCAGAAAUCAGACACCCUUCCAUACCCAGAGAUAGUGCACUUUGGGAUUCGCCCACCUCAGCUCAGUUAUGCUGGCAACCCUGAGUACCAGAAGGCAUGGCGGGAAUAUGUGAAAUUCCGGCAUCUGCUGGCCAAUAUGCCCAAACCAUCAUUUGAAGACAAGCGCAAACUGGAGGCGAAGGAGAACAAACUGCAGGAGAUGAGAACACAAAGCAAGAUGAAGCGAGAUGUCACCGUGGCCGUAUCGGCUAAAGGUUUCCACCGCACAGGCAUCAUGUGUGACAUCAUACAGCAUGCCAUGUUGAUCCCAGUUCUCGUGUGCCACCUCCGCUUCCAUCGCUCGUGUGAUGUCCUGGAGAAAGUAAUUGAUUAUAAGUUCAAGAAUCGCUCUCUCCUGCAGCUGGCUAUGACUCAUCCUUCAUACAGAGAGAACUUUGGUACAAAUCCUGACCAUGCCAGGAAUUCGUUAACGAACUGUGGCAUUCGACAGCCAGAGUAUGGUGACCGGAGGAUUCAUUACAUGAACACGAGGAAGCGAGGUAUUAAUACGCUGAUCAAUAUCAUGUCUCGUUUUGGCAAGAAGACUGUAACUGAAUCUAAUAUCACUCACAAUGAGCGCCUGGAAUUCCUUGGAGAUGCAGUGGUUGAGUUUCUAACCUCAAUACACCUGUUCCACAUGUUCCCCGACCUUGAGGAGGGAGGACUGGCUACUUACAGGGCUGCCAUAGUUCAGAACCAGCACCUCGCUGUUCUUGCGAAGAUUCUGAGCCUCGAGGAAUACAUGCUGUAUGCUCAUGGUUCCGACUUGUGCCACGAUUUAGAACUGCGGCAUGCCAUGGCCAACUGCUUCGAGGCUCUCAUGGGAGCAUUGUUCUUGGAUGGUGGCAUUGAGGUUGCAGACAAAGUGUUUGCUGAGACGUUGUUCAAGCAAGAUCUAGACCUGCUUGACAUAUGGGUGAACUACCCUCCACACCCCCUUCAAGAACAGGAGCCGCUUGGGGACCGGAAGUGGAUUCCUUCCUUUGAGCUCCUUCAAAAUCUCACCAAGUUUGAAGAGUCAAUAGGUGUCGAAUUCAAACAUAUCCGUCUCCUGGCUCGAGCAUUCACAGACAGGAGCAUUGGAUACACAAAUCUCACACUAGGAUCUAACCAACGUCUGGAGUUCCUGGGGGACACUGUGCUGCAGCUUAUAGCAUCAGAGUACCUCUAUAAGUAUUUCCCAGAACACCACGAAGGACAUCUUUCUUUACUGCGCAGUUCUCUGGUGAACAACAGAACGCAAGCUGUUGUGUGCGAUGACCUUGGGAUGAUCAGCUAUGCUCUCUACUCAAACCCAAAGGUUGAACUGAAGACAAAGGAUCGGGCAGAUCUCCUGGAAGCUUUCCUUGGUGCUCUUUAUGUUGACAAGGGACUGGAAUACUGUCACGUGUUUUGCCACGUAUGUUUCUUCCCACGACUGCAGGACUUCAUCAUGAACCAGGACUGGAAUGACCCCAAGUCAAAACUUCAGCAGUGCUGUCUUACGUUACGUACCAUGGAGGGAGGAGAACCAGACAUUCCAGUAUAUAAGGUCAUCGAAUGUAAGGGACCGACAAAUACAAGGGUAUACACAGUAGCUGUGUAUUUCCGUGGAGGACGCCUGGCGAAAGCAUCUGGACACAGUAUCCAGCAGGCAGAAAUGAAUGCUGCAAAAGAGGCUCUAGAAUUGUCACAAGGCCUGUUUCCGCAGCUUGACCAUCAGAAGCGAGUCAUUGCUAAGAGCUUAUCACGUCAGUGCUGGCCUCCCCGCAACACAUCACAUGCUAAAUCGUCACAGCCUCGCUCUGACAGAGAGAGGCAGCCCCCUUCUAAGGAACGAUCUAAGACAUCAUCAUCAUCAUCAUCAUCAUCGCACCUAGACAAGAAAUCACCCAAGAAUCGCCGAUCAUAUUCAAAAGAAAUUCAAACCACUUCAGAAAACAGAUCAGCAUUGAUACCAAGCUCAGAGGUGCCUACUAGCAAAGACUGAGACAGAGAGAGUAGUCGUCUGGUGUAGCAAAAAUGGCAAUGACUCUGUACAUUGUACUUUGUAAAGAACUUAUAUGUUGGCACUGGAAAAUAAAACUGUACUUAAAGUUUGUUUGAUGU
Molecule: messenger RNA, 4793 nt
Organism: Cryptotermes secundus
Lineage: Eukaryota; Metazoa; Arthropoda; Insecta; Blattodea; Kalotermitidae
Gene: drosha
Product: ribonuclease 3
Exons: 22
Coding region: 250-4674 (1474 amino acids)
Biological process (GO): regulation of gene expression; primary miRNA processing; rRNA processing
Cellular component (GO): nucleus
Molecular function (GO): double-stranded RNA binding; ribonuclease III activity
Source: RefSeq, a predicted model, not a curated record